Molecule: messenger RNA, 4080 nt
Organism: Musca vetustissima
Lineage: Eukaryota; Metazoa; Arthropoda; Insecta; Diptera; Muscidae
Gene: Vps15
Product: phosphoinositide 3-kinase regulatory subunit 4
Exons: 11
Coding region: 1-4080 (1359 amino acids)
Biological process (GO): macroautophagy; autophagy of peroxisome; protein targeting to vacuole
Cellular component (GO): late endosome; phosphatidylinositol 3-kinase complex, class III, type I; phosphatidylinositol 3-kinase complex, class III, type II
Molecular function (GO): ATP binding; protein binding; protein serine/threonine kinase activity
Source: RefSeq, a predicted model, not a curated record
AUGGGUAAUCAAUUGGUUGGUAUAGCACCAUCACAAAUUUAUCCCGUUGAACAUUAUUUCUCGGGACAAUUUGGUGAUAUUGAAUUCGAUUCCAAUAUGGGUAGUACACGAUUUUUUAAAGUGGCCAAGGCAAAAUCUGAGGAAGGACUAAUUGUGGUCAAGGUAUUUGUUAUACAUGAUCCCACCUUGCCAUUGGAGGACCAUAAGGCUCGUGUGGAAUAUAUUAAGAAGUCGCUGACAAAUGCUGUCAAUUGUCUACCAUUCCAAAGGGUUGAGAUCACCGAUAAAGCUGCCUAUAUAAUGCGUGAAUAUGUUAAACACAGUUUAUAUGAUCGUGUCUCAACCCGACCCUUCCUCACGGUGUUGGAAAAGAAGUGGAUAACAUUUCAGAUAUUGUGUGCUCUCAAUCAGUGUCACAAACAGAAAAUAUGUCAUGGUGAUAUUAAAUUGGAAAAUAUUUUGAUCACAUCAUGGAAUUGGAUAUUAUUGUCGGAUUUUGCUUCGUUUAAGCCAACAUAUUUACCCGAAGAUAAUCCUGCCGAUUAUACAUAUUUCUUUGAUACGAGUCGUAGACGUACAUGUUAUAUAGCACCCGAAAGAUUUGUUAAAACUCUAUCAUCGGAUGAUAUGGAUGGUAAUGCAGCAAUGUUUCCCACCGACUCCAUAAUACGUUUGGGUCCGCAUUAUUCGGGAAAUACAUUGUUGCCGGCAAUGGAUAUAUUUUCGGCGGGCUGUGCCUUGCUGGAACUUUGGACAGAGGGAACAGCGCCCUUUGAAUUAUCCCAAUUAUUGGCCUAUCGUCGUGGUGAACGCGAACUUGUUGAGAAGCAUCUGCAAGGCAUUGAAAAUGAACGUUUACGCAAUUUGCUCGCAUCCAUGAUCGAUUUAAAUUCCAUGUUACGUAAAAGUGCCGAAGAUUAUCUGGAUCAGGAACGUGGACGUCUAUUUCCCGAAUAUUUCUAUUCAUUCCUACAAUCGUAUUUACAAAUGUUCUCUUCGGCACCCAUAAUGUCACCAGAUGAUAAAAUAAUGCGUCUACAUACAGAUAUAAAUCAUUGCAUAAAAGUUCUGACAACCGGUCACUGUGCCGAUUUAACACCCGAAGAAGAGGAGGGGAAACACGAGAAAUAUGAUAUAUCCAAAGAAAUUCUGGAGGAACAAGAAACCGAAAAGAAAGAUGCUGAAACAUGUGCCAAUAUUGCCCCGGAUCAGGAUGGCUUGAUUUUAAUUAUAACCGUUGUCACUUCGUGUAUUCGCGGACUGAAACAUUCAAAUACGAAAAUUGCUUCGCUGGAAAUAUUGCAAAAAUUAUCGAAAUAUACAACAUCGGAGACAAUUUUGGAUCGUAUACUGCCGUAUAUAAUCCACUUGGCCCAAAACUCAUCGGCUAAAGUACAAGUCCAAGCCAUUGAAACACUAACAGCCUGCCUGAGUAUGGUCAAAGAUAUUCCACGUAGCGAUGCCAAUGUAUUUCCUGAAUAUAUUUUACAGUCGAUAACCCAGCUGGCAAAUUGUGAUCAAAGUGCCGUCAUUGUAAGGGUAGCCUUUGCCCGCAACAUUGCCAAAUUGGCCAAAAUCGCCAUUUACUUUCUAGAGGAAACUCAGCGUAAUUCACCCAAUGAUAUGCCAACACGACGUUAUGAAGCGGAGUUGAAUGCUCUACAUGAAAUUAUACGACAAACCGUUUUAAGUUUACUAACCGAUCCAAAGGCCAUUGUCAAACAGACCCUAAUGGAAUCGAAUAUUUGCGAUUUAUGUGCAUUCUUUGGCAAGGAAAAAGCCAAUGAUGUAAUUUUAUCGCACAUCAUGACAUUCUUAAAUGAUGAGGAUAAGAAUUUGCGUGGCUCAUUUUAUGACAACAUUGCCGGUGUAGCCGGCUAUGUGGGUUGGCAAGUGUCCGAUAUUCUGGUACCAUUGUUACAACAAGGUUUUACGGAUCGUGAAGAAUUUGUCAUAGCCAAGGCAAUAAGGGCCGUAACCAUCCUAAUUGAAUUGGGUCACAUUAAAAAGCCCACCGUAACCGAUAUUAUUCAAGAGACAGCAUGUUAUCUUUGUCAUCCCAAUUUAUGGAUACGUCAUGAAAUUUGUGGCAUGAUUUCUACUACAGCACGUAACCUAUCGGCCAUUGAUGUUCAAUGUAAAAUAAUGCCGGCAAUACAAAAGUUUUUAAAAACUCCCAUCAUACAAGUUGAGAAACCAGAUAUAUUAUUGGAUUGUAUUUUGCCGCCGAUACCAAGACAGGUCUAUGAUAGUGUUAUGCGUUUUGCAGAUGUUCACAAGUUUAUUCAUGCCCUAGAGGAUAGAGCCAAAAUACGCAAUGAAACAAGGCCUGGUCUGCCGGUACAAUAUAGUGAUAUGGGUCAAACAUUGAGUAGUCUUUUCCGUCGUUUAGAAUCGGAUGGCCUAACAGAGCAGGUUGAAAAACAAUUACUGGCAAUGAAAAACUUUUUAGCUAAACUCAAAUACAAAUCACAACAAGAUGCCGAUGAACCCUCGAUUUCGAGUAAUGGCCGUAUUAGUUUGAGACGUAAAUUUAUCGUAUGUCAUGAAUUUCCAUUGGGCGAUCGUCAUGCUCCAUCGAAAAUAAGUAUGGAACCACGUAUUAGUGAUGGUAUCACGCCAACAUCACCAAAUUCAGAUACAGCAGCAUCACCUGGUGGCGGUAUGUCGGGAUCACCGGCAUCGGGUGUUAUCGUGUUGGGCACCCAACCGACAACAGUUAGUACAGCAACCUCGUUGGGAGAGUAUACAAUGCCGGAGAGGAAUUAUUGGCAAGAACGCUCAUCCGAAUGCCGCAAAGACUUGGAGAAUUUACGCAGUAAAAUGAAAACGCAAUACAGUGUUUUGGCUCUAUCACAGCGCAGUAAUUUGGAUAAAUCAAAUUCUCCUUAUCCACAUGGUUGGCGCUUAGGUGGCACCAUGGUCGCCCAUUUACAUGAACAUUCCGAAUCAGUUAUCAAACUAACACCGUUGAAACCCUAUGGUUCUCUAUUUGCCAGUGGCAGUAUAGAUGGUACAGUACGUCUAUGGGAUGCCAAUAAAUUAAGUGGCAAUAAUGGCAUUAACAAAUCGAGACAAGUGUAUGCAGCCAAUACACCAAUCUACUCGUUGGCGGCUUGUGACAAUGGACAAUCGUUAGCUGUGGGCGGCAAGGAUGGCAGUUUGUUAAUUAUGAGAAUCGAUCGAAAUUCCUCGAAGAUGACAUUGCAACAGGCCUUGCAUUUAGAUCAAAAUGAAAAUGAUGGUUCCGUUGUGGAUAUGCAUUCCUAUGAGCAAUGCUCACCCAGUGUCAUAAUUUAUGCCACUCUAUAUGGCGGCAUUGUGGCAUGGGAUACACGCAUGCAAAAAUCUGCUUGGCGUUUACAAAACGAACUACGUCAUGGUGUGAUAACCACCAUUUGUGCUGAUCCAACCGGUUCGUGGUUGGUUACCGGUACCAGUGGUGGUAAACACAUCUGUUGGGAUUUAAGAUUUCGUUUACCAAUAGCUGAAAUAAAACAUCCUGCGGAUUCAUGGAUUCGAAAAGUAGCCUGUCAUCCCACAGAGCCAUCAUGUUUAAUUUCCGCUUCACAAUCCAACAAUGAAGUUUCCAUAUGGAAUAUUGAGACGGGUCAUCGUCAUACGGUUCUGUGGGCCAGUUCAGCACCGGUAUUAUCGUAUACCAGUAUGAAUGAUCCUGCCACCACAUGUGGCAUAUUGAGUGGUGUUGUUGACAAUUCACCAUUUAUUAUUACUGGUAGUUCGGAUCAACGUUUGCGUUUCUGGGAUUUACAACAGCCAAAGAAUUCUUCAAUGAUAAUACCAUCGUCCAAGGAUAAUUUGAAUGAUGUUACCUUUAAUUAUGACUCCCGCCUCAUUGAAGGCAGUCAGGUUAUUGAGGAACAUAUUAUCUCAAUGGGCAAUGUUGCGGAUAUAAAUACAUUAAGAGCAUCGACAGAGGAAAAUCCCAGAUCAGGACCUGAAAUGCCAUCGGCCAGUCAUCAUGAUGCCAUUACAGAUUUAUUAAUGUGUAAAACUGAUAAAGAUCAAAUUUAUGUAGCAUCAGCAUCACGUGAUGGCGUUAUAAAAUUGUGGAAGUAA